AUGCCCGUUAUGCCUGCACCACGACCAUUCAUCCUAUUCUUCAAUCCAGUCAGACAUGCAAUACCGUUCUAUCAACAGCUACAAAAGGUAGCGCGAACCGAGGUUAUCACAAGCAAGAGUAGAGACGAGUUCUACUCUGAUCUCCAAAGAAAAUACAAGGAUAUCUCAAUCAUCUACAGAACAUCAGCGAGCGGCGCAGUAGCUGGCAACUUCGACGCAGACUUGAUCCAGCAUCUACCUCCUAGCUGUAAGCAUAUCUGCCACAACGGUGCCGGCUAUGACCAGAUCGACGUGACCGCAUGUGCAAAACGCGGAAUCACCGUGACCUACGCACCGGACCCCGUUACCAAAGCGACAGCAGACCUUUCCAUCUGGCUGAUGCUGGGUGCUCUGCGACAACUGAAUCCAUCUCUCAACUCCCUGCGGGCUGGGAAGUUCAAAACAGGGCUUGACUUCGGCCACGACCCCCAAGGCAAAGUCCUGGGUAUCCUCGGCAUGGGCCGUAUCGGACGCGCUAUCAAGAAGCGGGCCGAGCCGUUUGGUCUGAUCACCAAGUACCAUAACCGCAAGCCUCUCUCCUCCGAUCAGGCUGCCGGGGCUGCGUAUGUCUCUUUUGAAAAGUUGCUGGCUGAGAGUGACAUUAUUAGCAUUAAUGUUCCUCUUAACGCGCAGACUAAAGGGCUCAUUGGGGAGAAAGAAAUCUCUCAGAUGAAGAACGGGGUUGUCAUUGUGAAUACCGCUCGUGGCGCAAUUAUAGAUGAGGCUGCGAUGGCAAAGGCGCUGGAUUCGGGAAAGAUUGCUUCUGUGGGCCUAGAUGUAUAUGAGAAUGAACCGCGCGUGAAUGAGCGGUUGCUGCAGAAUGAGCGCGCCUUGAUGGUGCCCCAUCUUGGAACUCAUACCGUUGAGACGCUGGCGAAAAUGGAAACGUGGGCAAUGGAGAAUGCGAGAAGAGCGGCGCUGGGGAAAAGAUUACUCUCGCCUAUUCCAGAGCAUAUUGCUUUGCAGUGA
Messenger RNA from Aspergillus nomiae NRRL 13137, 1008 nucleotides. Its product is annotated as D-mandelate dehydrogenase-like dehydrogenase. The transcript has 2 exons. The record is from RefSeq and is a predicted model, not a curated record. Gene Ontology annotation, molecular function: glyoxylate reductase (NADPH) activity; hydroxypyruvate reductase [NAD(P)H] activity; NAD binding. The coding region runs from base 1 to 1008 and encodes 335 amino acids. Gene Ontology annotation, cellular component: cytosol. NCBI's taxonomy places the organism in Eukaryota, Fungi, Ascomycota, Eurotiomycetes, Eurotiales, Aspergillaceae.